Fusarium mangiferae is the source of this 1011-nucleotide messenger RNA. RefSeq lists its product as uncharacterized. The coding region runs from base 1 to 1011 and encodes 336 amino acids. Gene Ontology annotation, cellular component: inositol phosphoceramide synthase complex. Gene Ontology annotation, biological process: sphingolipid biosynthetic process; inositol phosphoceramide metabolic process. The record is from RefSeq and is a predicted model, not a curated record. Gene Ontology annotation, molecular function: inositol phosphoceramide synthase activity. NCBI's taxonomy places the organism in Eukaryota, Fungi, Ascomycota, Sordariomycetes, Hypocreales, Nectriaceae. The transcript has 3 exons.
AUGGUUGUAGCUUCAAAGAACGUGGUCGAACCAGUGUUCAUCGUCCUCGCAUUCACCGUAGGAUGUCUCAUCAAUAGACGGCGAGACACUCAAAUCACGUACAACGAAUCUCCCGACGAUGUUGAAGACCAACGAUACGUUGACUCGCCUCCUCUGAAGCCCACUCUCCUCCAACACAUCGAGCACCCAGUUCGCAAAGCUCCAAACUUGUUCUUCGUUCUACUAUCUCGCUUCUUCAAUGCGUUUCCGUUCCUGAUAGAGAUUUGGAUCUAUCAAGGCCUUCGAGCAGUGUCAGCCCGAGCAAUCGCGGGCAACGAACCAAUCUUCACCCGCGCUCGAGACCACGCCAUUCAAAUCCUCACUCUAGAAUCCUUCUUUGGCCUCGAUAUCGAACAAUACUUCCAGUCAUACAUAAUGAACCAACAGCCGUGGCUCAUGCCCAUCUUCGCAAAGAUAUACUACUCCCACAUCAGCAUCGGCAUCCUCUUCCUCAUCUACAUCUACACUUAUCUCCCAUCACCAACCUUUCAACGAAUUCGUCGUACAAUCGCCGUCGAUAACGCUAUUGCUUUCGUCAUCGUGACGCUCUGGCGAUGCUCGCCUCCGCGAUUACUACCGCAGCAAUAUGGCUUCGUUGAUGUUCUGCAUAGUAAAGCUGGGGGUGCUAAUGUCUGGAACAAUAAUCGUUUCCAAUUAACUAUCGCUGCGAUGCCGAGUUUACACUUUGGAACAUCGCUCUUCUUUGCAGUUUGCAUGUGUCGAUUCUCUCCGCAUCGAUUCAUGCGCAUCCUCGCUCCUCUUUGGCCGACCGCUAUGCUCAUUACCAUUGUCGCUACUGCGAAUCACUUCCUCACGGAUGCGUUUAUCGGGGCUCUGGUUCCGUUGUUAGGAUGGCGCAUCAACCGUGUUGUUCUUGUUCUUAAACCGAUUCAGGAUUAUAUCUUUGCGCCGUUGAUCAACAGGCUGGACCUGGUCGAUUCUGAUGUGCGAGUUGUUCCAAAGACUUUGUAA